AGGUCAGAUGACGUAGAAGAACGAUACCUAUUAAAAUAAGUCUUUGUUAAUGAUAAGUUUAAAUUAAUUACUAAGGAGUUGAAUGUUCUCUUUUUGACGAUGGUGAGGAUUUCCGUGUUCUCCGUAUUUCUUCUCUGUAUGUGUCAAGUUCUUACCGAAGGAAAAGUCGUUUGUAGAGAUGGUACUCGAGUUUUCCAGGUUGGACACGGAUUCCGUGAUAACUGUAACACAUGUGUAUGUGGAAAGGACGGUAUGAUCACGUGCUCAGCAGAAAUUUGUCCCGGAACUUGUUAUUUCAAUGGUAAAAUUCACGAAGCCGGUGACAAUUUUCCGGCGGGGGAUGGUUGUAACGGCUGUAAUUGUCAACAGAAUGGAAAAGUAAUAUGUACCCAAACAUCUUGUGAUACAAAACCUCCUAGAAGAUACUAAUGAAAUAGGAAGUUACAAAAUCCAUGUUUAUGUGCGUUUUUGAGUAAAUUAAAUGAAGUGAAAUUGUU
Molecule: messenger RNA, 497 nt
Organism: Ostrea edulis (European flat oyster)
Lineage: Eukaryota; Metazoa; Mollusca; Bivalvia; Ostreida; Ostreidae
Product: U-reduvitoxin-Pr21-like
Exons: 5
Coding region: 100-429 (109 amino acids)
Molecular function (GO): peptidase inhibitor activity
Source: RefSeq, a predicted model, not a curated record